Molecule: messenger RNA, 327 nt
Organism: Saccharomyces eubayanus
Lineage: Eukaryota; Fungi; Ascomycota; Saccharomycetes; Saccharomycetales; Saccharomycetaceae
Gene: EMC6
Product: Emc6p
Exons: 1
Coding region: 1-327 (108 amino acids)
Biological process (GO): protein folding in endoplasmic reticulum; autophagosome assembly
Cellular component (GO): membrane; endoplasmic reticulum; EMC complex
Source: RefSeq, a predicted model, not a curated record
AUGAGCUCCAAUGAAGAGGUCUUUAGUCAGAUAAACGCAACUGUGAAUGUGGUCGAUAAUAAAAAGCGCCUACUAUUCGUUCAGGAUAGUUGCGCACUAGUCCUGGGGCUUGUUGCAGGGUUUUUGCAGAUUGAAUCUGUCAAUGGGUUCCUUUGGUUCCUAGCCCUGUACAACUUGAUCAAUAUGGUUUACAUUGUUUGGAUCUGUCAAUUACAACCAGGGAAAUUCUACCAAAGCCCACUGCAAGAUAUUUUUUUCGAAUCAUUUAUCAGAGAGUUAACUGGGUUCGUCAUGGCAUGGACAUUUGGUUAUGCCUUAAUCGGAUAA